AUGGCGGCGGGAUCGAGGAAGCGUAGGCGUCCAGAUGGGCGGGCGGCCUCUCCACCUUUGACUGCGUCGCCUCUGCUCACCCGAAACCUUCAGCUGCUCCCAGUCGGCCUCACACAGCUUCCCAACGACGAAACCUUUGUCAACCGGCUGCGACAAGACAUCGAAGCUCUUUCAUCUGCCUUCGCAGAGGCGUUGCUGCUGACUAUAGUCGCCAAAGCAAAUGCAGCUUCUCUAGCCGAUAGUACAGGCUCAACUUCAUCUUCGAGCGUCGGACCUUCUUUAAACAUCCCAAGCACAGAAGGAUUUGCGGUUUCGCCUUUCUCAGUGUUCGUACACAUAUGGCGGGAGAAAGGAUGGCACUAUGUCCAAUUUGCCUUCGGAGAUCAUACGGACAGCAAGCGUGCGAUCAGCGAUGCCAUCUGUCGCGUGCUUCUAGAGGGCCUGGAACCCUACGUGACUGCUCGAAACCGCAGCCAUGCGCAAGAUCCAGAGCUGCCUCAUCAAAUGAAGUUGAUGAAUCUCAAAGACAUGUUCAAGACGAUGGCCAUUCCCUUUGCGCUCUACCUUUUCUGGUCGACGCAGAUACACCCUACUUCUGGCAUCGGCGUCAAGCAUUGCCGGCCGGCCCUGGAGCGGAUUCCGAUCGAACAGGAUUACUAUGACCUACUUCUCGAUCUCCCCGAGGUAAUACUGAGGCACUUGCGGGAGGAAGAAAGGACGAAAAAUCUCUCUGAUGCCUUGACUGCCGACCUAGUGGAGGUCCUUUGUCGUCUCGUCGGCGAACCAUCUCGCAAUGACUCGCACUUCGAGGCUCGGCAGCCGCCUUCCCUAGCCCCUUCGGCCAAAGCUGUUGGCAAGAAGCGUAGACAGCCCUGGCAAGACGAUGUCAGUGCGGAGAAUGGCACAGCGAAGAAUGAUUCCGAUCCAGUCUUUGAUAUCAUUCCAUCUUCUUCCCUGGCAACCCGCCUGCCUCGCAUCUGGCCGUCUGUUCGGGUCAUGUCGUCACAGGAAGCGAACAAGGAGUUCGGUCGGAUCGGAACCAUUGUUCGCAUCUCUCCGAAGGAUGGUUCAGCAACCGAAGCCAGCGGAAACGUGGACUCCAGCUCAGCUGCGACAGGUACAAGAGAAGCCAUUGUCGGUCUCUCUCGCGGCGAUGUUGUCCGCUUGAAAGCCAAGCAGCGCCUUGCCAAGGCCAACAUGGAUCUUUCCAGGAUUCUGGAUCAGGACAAUCAAUCAGCAGGUGCCACUCACCAUUCGUCAUCAUCAGAGGGAAGCGCAGCAACACAUCCUCUGACGCUUGCUUCCGCUUCGACAUCCGAGGAGACUCCGGCUCAGCCGGUCCGAUACGAAAUCGAUACGCCAUCCUGGAUCAAGAGCGCCAAGUAUACAGCCAAGAUGCAACCCUGGUUGGAACAAUCUUCCACACCCAUACAGCCGUCGCUGCAGCGCAUCUUCAAGAACAAGCAGCGUUACAGCGAGGUGCGAGAAAAGAUCAUGCGUUCCAAUGCCCCGAUCGAUGACGCCGCUGCUGCGGAGAUGGCUGACGGGCACGAGAGUGGCACAGAUUAUGGCAAGUGGAUCCUGCAGAGAUUUCGAGAGACAAGAAAGGAGAUGCAGGCGAAUACCGAAGGAUCUACGCAGGAGGAUGUUUCAGGUUUGCCCAAUGUCGACGAUCAAGGGACACUAACAUUGGAUGCGUUGUACAGAUUGGCGGCGGAGCGGACGAAGACGAUUGCGGUGGAACGUGGGGAGAUGCUCAAGAGCGCUAGAGCAAAUGGCUCACGUCCCGGUUAG
This is a messenger RNA of Pseudozyma hubeiensis SY62, 1794 nucleotides long. RefSeq lists its product as hypothetical. The transcript has a single exon. Bases 1 to 1794 code for a protein of 597 amino acids. The record is from RefSeq and is a predicted model, not a curated record. Lineage: Eukaryota; Fungi; Basidiomycota; Ustilaginomycetes; Ustilaginales; Ustilaginaceae.